CGCCUGUCCUGUUGGACUCGGCAAAAUGGCGUUCGUCGGAUCCAGAGUGCUCUGCAGGAGUUUGCAGGUUGUGCGGCUUAAUUCACCACUGUUAAGAGGGGCAGUGCGGGCAGAAUGUGUCCAAAAACACAAUCAAGCUGGAGCCCUGAUAGCUCGAGGGAUGGCCGGUGGAGGCGGAGGAAAGAUGUUUAUCAAAGCUUCCAGGUACACGGAUCUUAGGUUUCUCCGAGCUCUGAGAUACUACUUCUUACUCACUGGUGUACCUUUAGCCAUUGUUGUUACCUUUGUCAAUGUAUUUAUAGGAGAGGCAGAGUAUGCAGAGAUUCCUGAGGAUUAUGUACCAAAACAUUGGGAAUAUUACAAGCAUCCAAUCACAAGAUGGCUUUCAAGAAACUUCAUAGCCAGUCCACAGCAGGAGUAUGAGAAGAUGGCCCACUACAUGGAGAUUGAAGGAGAGAAGAUCAAGGCCAGGAGCGAAGAAAAAGAGGUCAGACGUCUGAUGAGGUCAAGGGGCGAAGGUCACUGGUAUUACUACCCCGUAGCGACCCCACCCAACUGGAAAUCACAAGAAGAGAUGAAGGAAUAGAGCUUGCAAUUAUUUCACAACAUGGGCAAUUCCAUAGAAUGUGUUCAUCUUGCCUUAUUUGUGGAUGCUCCUAUGUCUUUAUUUUCUAGGUCUACAAAAUCUCUUAUGUGCUCUAAUAACUUGGCUUGAUCGGUUCCUGGUGGGUGUUUUCAAAAGCUGUUUUUAAGUUACAAGUGACUUUACAAAUGAUGACUGGUGAUCCUUUCUUGAGGUAAACUAUGUCACCAAUUUUCAUUGAUGUUGAUUUGGCUCCCAAAGGAUCACCAGUUUGUAAAGUGGCUCGUAUCUUAUGAAUUGCUUUAUGAAACACCCGCCUGAAAGGAUGUGAGAGUUGCAAAAAAAUGUGGGUCGGAUGUACAAAAAGGUUUAUUACCUAAUGGAAUUGCCCAUGUCUUAAAUUGAAAGUCAAUAAAUUGUAAAUAGGAUGUUUUAUGAGUGAGGAGGGGUUAUAUUCAUGACUUCAAAGCAUGGUCAGAAGAAAAGUUGUGAAAUGCAUAGAUGCUUAGGAAGGGGGUUCAUAGGUCGAAUCAAGGAUCCCCUAUGAGUUGGACCUCCUGUGGCACAACUUUUUCUCUCAACUAGCUAUGGUACUCUGUAUCUGGUACAAGUAUUUGGUUUCUGUUCAAAGAAAGUGACCAAAGACAUAGGCAACUUGUCCAAAGUCUAUGCUUCGUCUUUUAGCGGAAUCCCACUAUGAGAAUGCUACAGUGUAUGUAUCUUUCGAUUGCAGCUGUUGUGCAGUCCAAGUUGUUUUGUAUGUUGACUGAUAUUCUAGAAAGAGUUUUGGAAACUCAUGAUGGACAGUUUAUAUUAUUAUGGUCAGAAUAUUAGGUUGUGGGGAAGAAAAUGGACUUGUGGUCUAGAAAAAAAAUCAAAAUUCAUAUAACUGAAAACUUUCCUUGAGGGUAAUGAUAUUUUCUGCAGGGACUUGCUAUUCAAAUUAGGUUACUUGGAUACAGUGUGAAAUCUGAAACAGCUCUGACUAGUAGAACAUGUUGAAUUAAUGUGCUUUAGAAAACAGGAAAUGCAUGUAUGAGAAAUUGAAACACAAGUCAAACCUGGAUUGUAAUUGCAAUGUUUUAGUAUGAAAGCCAAUUUUGCAGCAUUGCACAACACUAGAUUGGAAAUAUGAUGUUUGCACUCUGUCACGUUUAAUUUAUGCAAAUUUAUAAUCACAUGGUUUAUAAGUACUUUGGUGGGUACUUAUCCAGAUGACAGAUAUUGUUAUAUUGUGUUCUCUAAUUCAACAACAGAGACUACCAAAUAGCAGCCCCACCCACAUUGUUUCUUGCUGUUUUCUCCAUAGAUGACCAUUCCAAUAGUUUCAUUAAAACCAGUGCUGAGAGACUGGUCUUUCCAUUCUAGUUCUUGGUUUACAAAAAAAAACACGACAAUUAAUUGGUUUUGAAAGGACAGAUCAAAGGAGCAUUUGUCAUGUCGUAUCCUAACUGUACCAAGUUGGAUAUCAUCUCUGAACUCAUGGUGCUGAGUAAAAGAGUACCCUCUAUUGGUGAAAGUUUGUCAUGUUUAUCUGUUGUCAGUCAGCAGUGUACUCUUUGAAGAUGGUGGUUCAGAUUUUGGAGUGAGACUGGUCAUGAAUAUUAUCCUUUAUAACUAUUGAUAAUAAACUUUGAUGAAAAUGCC
Messenger RNA from Lytechinus variegatus (green sea urchin), 2230 nucleotides. RefSeq names its product NADH dehydrogenase [ubiquinone] 1 beta subcomplex subunit 5, mitochondrial-like (gene ndufb5). The coding region runs from base 26 to 586 and encodes 186 amino acids. The transcript is spliced from 6 exons. The record is from RefSeq and is a predicted model, not a curated record. NCBI's taxonomy places the organism in Eukaryota, Metazoa, Echinodermata, Echinoidea, Temnopleuroida, Toxopneustidae.